AUGCUACGAAGCUGGAAUUGCCUUCGACCUUCCUGUGUGCGGUUCCUAAGCGAUUUGUCCAGCAGACACGAAAUCACAGAAUCUUCAUUCCAAAGGGCCAUUGGAUUUCUUGAGACCGUUGAUAUUCGUGAUAUUGUUAGGCCCAAUUCUUUGCAGGCAACCCAGCUUUUGAAAGUAAUAAACUCCGUUCAAGAUGGACAUGAGAUGAGGAAAUUGAGAAAUAGGAUGAAGAAACAGUUUGGACAAAAUUACCAUCUGAUUUACCCACGAUUAAGACAAUUGAGCGACGAUUCCUUAAGACUACAGAUGUCUCUUUUCCGUAAUUCAGGCAGGCGGCAGUAUGAUUCCUUUUUGAAAUGUUUAAUAAACAUUUUAAACAGAAAAGAUUUGAUAGAUACAGACAAAAGACAAAGACUUUACGAUAUAAUUACCUUCCAGCAUGAAAUGUAUCCAGGAAAAAAUGCGAACUCAGCGAUGAUACUCCCUAAUGAAGUGCAUAAAUGGUUUUGGGAGCAUGUGCCGCGGCAAGAAUCAUUUAAUCACUAUUAUUUUCUGAUUAAAAACGAUGUAUACCUUUCAUGGCCUCGAUAUAGUUGGAAAUUUGUUAAAAGAAUGAUGCAGGGCUCAGAACUGGAAUUGCAAUUAGCAUCCUUCCAAUUGUUCCUCUACCAAGGCAAUCAUCAAUCGAUUUUUCACGAAAAAUUCCAUAAAUUGUACAGUUUCCAUGCAAUGCUUCUUAUUCUACAUCGUGUAUUUAAAGCCAACGAUUUAAGGUUUGCAAAAGUUUAUGUGGCGGUUCUUCUACGCAGCAUGGAGACAAGAGAACCUAGUGAAUUGUCAUUCUUUCGAUUUAACAAUUUUUUACUUUACUAUCUAUCACAGACGGGUGAUAUAGAAUUGUUCUUUCAAGCAUUUUCAGUGGAGCUGCAAUUUAUCAAAAAUGUUUCCAAAAACGGUGCUUCUUUGAAGAUCUUACACAGGCCAUUAUUAUUCGUUUUGAAGCUGCUUAGACGUCAGGGAUAUCAUGAAGAGUUCUUUACAAUUUUAUCCAUCUUACAAAAAGUUUCGUUAGGUCAGAGUCAAACUUUCAAACAACAUGCAUUUACAGAAUUGAUUACUCUACUUAGAUCCUUCAAUGACUGUAAACUUACUAGUCAGUACGUCAUGUCAGGGUUCGAUAGGGAAUCCACAGGUCUUCUACUUAAUGAAUUAGGACUUUGGAACGCUGCAUUCCAUGGAAAUGCAGCUGUUUUAGAUAGUCUCGAAUUGCAAUCAGAGAUAGAUUCUUUGGAAAGUUUACUCCCGUCAUCUAUGUCCUUGAAGGGGCAACCGUCUAUGGCCGUCAUGACAGAAUUAUAUCGGUUAGUAUUGUCGACAAAUGCUAAGGUUUUGAAUGUAGAUCAAUACAGGGAUCUUUUAAUGACUUUGUACAGCAAUUAUACCCGUGUGUUGCAAGAAAGGAAAUUUAUUCACCCAAGACAUGAUACAGGUAUCUUAAACGUUUUCUUAUACCAUGCUCGGUAUGAACUACGUGACUGUAAGCUCUCACUUGCUCUUCUGCAAAAUUUUUACGCCAGUGGAUUAGCCAGGAACAUAAGAGUUACUUCUAAUAAAUGUCCAUUCUCAAUAGUGGUUUACCAGAACAAUGAAAUCACACAAGCGGAAAUUAACCAAUUGUUAAUUUUGAUGCAUGAUGCCAAGAUUCCCGUGCAUUUCCAAUUCUGUACCUCCAUGGUUCUCAGGUACUUACAAUUGAAUAAUCAAGAAGAGGCUCAUGCUUGGUAUCAAAGGAUUUUACACGCAGGAUUCAAAGUAGAGCACAGACUACUGAUAAAGGCCAUUAGAGAUAACAAUUGGCAAUACCCUGCAGGCUUCGACAAGGUGCUAGUCGAAAAGCUAGACGAUGAUGAUGGCGGUAUGGUACAAGAUGAUGCUUUUUUCUUAGAGGAAGAAGAUAGUAAUACUACUACGAGCAUACAGGACAACCAAGGGCACAAAGCAUCUUUACAACACAUAAUUGGGCUGCUCAAGACAUUGUAA
Molecule: messenger RNA, 2040 nt
Organism: Zygosaccharomyces rouxii
Lineage: Eukaryota; Fungi; Ascomycota; Saccharomycetes; Saccharomycetales; Saccharomycetaceae
Gene: ATP22
Product: Atp22p
Exons: 1
Coding region: 1-2040 (679 amino acids)
Source: RefSeq, a predicted model, not a curated record